AUGCCACUAAGCAAGACCACCGGUCGGACUUGUAAGUCGGUUGCUCAACUGAUAAAAAUCGCCGACCAGUUUGUCCAACAAGAUGCUGGGAAAAACCAGGACAUGGAAAUGCUUCUGCAAGAAUGCAUCGACACCUUAGUCAACUAUCAAGAAGAGUGCAAAAAGCUGCGAAAAUGGGGCUCACAGCAUUUGCCGCAAAAUACAGAAGUUUUCGAGGCAUAUGAAGCGGCCUACGUCUACUACAAAAUCGUAUCACAGCUUGUGUUAAACAAGAUCCCGGAACUACCCGAGUUCGUUCACGCCAAAAACAAGGCCGAAACGGAGCGUGAGAAGGGUCUGAUCGAGCUCUACAACAUGCUGGUGAAAACAUUGCUCACAGACGAAAAAUUCGCCGAGAUUCGCAAAUUCAUCAAAGACCACUCGCUGCCAGAAACGACGGGCGCCAAGAAAUCUGGUACUCGAGACCAGAGCAAGCUACCUCCAACCUCGACGUGGACCAAUGGCCAAAGUGUGACUGCCUGGGGUCUCGCUACACUGCUUCAAACGCACAAAGUGCUCAUUAUAGACCUCAGACCCCGCAUAAAAUUCAUCGAGUCCCAUAUCAAGUCCGAUACCAUCAUGUGCAUAGAACCCAUCUCUUUCAAAGACACUUACUCGGACAUCGAGCUUAGUAGAAGGUCUCUGAUAACCUCACCCAGCCAAGAGGUCAAUUUGUUCAAGCAACGGGACACUUUUGAUUACAUUGUUGUAUGCACGGAUGAGAAUGACAAAACACAAUUCUCCCAGCAAAAACAGGCUAGUCUGGUGGAACUACUCGUGGAAAGAUCGUUCGAAAAGCCUUUGGGCGACACCAAGGUUCUUGCGUUGGAAGGUGGACUUCGAGCGUGGGUGGAAAGUGAAGGGCUGUGCGAAACCUCUUGCAACAUCGAAGAUCACGAAUACGCUAUGGAAUAUUCCAUUCCUCCUCUCAAGCCACAAAAGCCUCAACUAAUGAAACCCGCACCUUCUUCUUCGAGUUAUGCCCCAAAUUUCGACGAUAAUGGCUUGGCGACUCCCAACGUCCAACUUAACUCAUCCCUGCUAUUCCCCGACCAAAGAUCCUCGGUACUGAAGCGAAGCUCUAGCUUCAAAGAUAGAAUGACCAGCUUGUCGCCCAUUUCCAGGACCAACAGUCCUUCUCUGCAGCCAAAUUCGAUCACGCCCAGAGACUCAACCACAUAUCCGGAAACGCCACAACUAGUGCCCUCUGCAACGCAAACGAAACUAUUGUCACAGUUGAAGCCUUUUGAAACGAGAUCUUUCACCCCCCUAUCUAGAAGUCUGUCACCACCUCGUCUCAAUGGUAGUUUCGCCGAGAUUGAUUUGAAAAAUGGAGUUACAAGAUCCAAAGCCCUCAAAAUAGGCAAUGGACACGGUCCAGGUAAUUCAGAAGAACAUGUGGUCCAUGCCCCAUCGACUAAACAGGUAUCAAGAUUUUGUGUUGGUCUGGUGAACUUGGGAAACUCAUGCUACAUGAAUUGCAUCAUCCAGUGCCUUUUGGGCACGUACGAACUUUGCCAGAUAUUUCUAGAUGAAUCGUACAAGAACCACAUCAACCUAAAUAGUAGGCUUGGUUCAAAGGGAGUGUUGGCCAAGUAUUUUUCCCAACUGAUCCACCUCAUGCGUCAAAAAGCACUCUCAGCCUCAGCUACUGGGAAGAAAAUGCUUGUUAAUGGAGAUGAAAAGAACGCCGUUCAGCCCAUUCAUUUCAAAGUCGCCAGCGGAUCAAUUAAUCCUCUGUUCAAAGGAUCGUCUCAACAAGACUGCCAAGAAUUUUGUCAGUUUUUGCUGGAUGGAUUGCAUGAGGAUUUAAACCAGUGCGGAGGCAACCCAGCCUUGAAGGAGCUGUCAGAAGAAGCGGAGAAAAUCAGAGAGAAGCUCUGCCUGAGAAUUGCAAGCUCAAUUGAAUGGGAGCGAUAUUUGACAACGGACUUCAGCGUAAUUGUAGACUUAUUUCAAGGUCAGUACGCCUCGCAGCUUAAGUGCAAGGUUUGUGGUCGCACAUCCACCACAUACCAACCAUUCUCGGUUCUGUCCGUCCCGGUUCCUCGCGGGUCGCGUUGUGAUAUUAUCGAUUGCUUUAAAGAGUUCACCAAGAUUGAAACGCUGGAAAAAGACGAGCAAUGGUUCUGCCCUCAGUGCAAAAUCAAGCAGCCAUCUACGAAGAAAAUAACGAUUACGAGAUUGCCCCGAAACUUGAUUAUUCAUUUGAAGAGGUUCGAUAAUCUUCUUCACAAGAAUAACAUUUUUAUCUCGUAUCCUCAUACGUUGGACCUAACACAGUUUUGGGCCGACGACUUUGACGGGAAGCUCCCACCCGGUGUGUCGGAGCUGCCGACUCGAGGUCAGACCCCUCCAUUCAAUUACAACCUGUACGCGGUUGCCUGUCACUUUGGCUCGCUUUACGGAGGACAUUAUACGUCAUACGUUAACAAAGGAUCCCCCAAUGGGUGGUGCUACUUCGACGAUACUAGCUGGAGAAGGGCCAAAAGUGAUCUCGAGUGUAUCACGACAAGCGCCUACGUUUUGUUCUACCAUCGCACCCCAACGUCCUCGCUGUAG
Messenger RNA from Lachancea meyersii CBS 8951, 2601 nucleotides. Lineage: Eukaryota; Fungi; Ascomycota; Saccharomycetes; Saccharomycetales; Saccharomycetaceae. The record is from the annotation of a GenBank genome assembly.